Messenger RNA from Coregonus clupeaformis (lake whitefish), 9790 nucleotides. Its product is annotated as cGMP-inhibited 3',5'-cyclic phosphodiesterase A-like. Gene Ontology annotation, molecular function: 3',5'-cyclic-AMP phosphodiesterase activity. Gene Ontology annotation, biological process: oocyte maturation; positive regulation of oocyte development. Gene Ontology annotation, cellular component: cytosol. The record is from RefSeq and is a predicted model, not a curated record. NCBI's taxonomy places the organism in Eukaryota, Metazoa, Chordata, Actinopteri, Salmoniformes, Salmonidae. The transcript is spliced from 15 exons. The coding region runs from base 487 to 3990 and encodes 1167 amino acids.
UGAAGUGCAGAAGAAACGUGAGAGAGAAAUAACACGGAGAGAGAUAAACAGACGGAGCGGCACAAAGGAGAGAGGAGAGAUAGAGGGAGAUGAGAGGAGAUGCAGGCAGUGACCUAGAUGUUCAAAUCGCCAAGAGUUGCUCUUUCUGGUUCACUGGAUGGAGGCUGCUCCCGCGCAGGGAGGACUAGAGAAAAUAUGGGGAUGUUUUACGUGGUUUGUUGAAGGCUACACAGUGAACCGUUACUUUUUUCAGUAGGUUUUUUCGUUCAUUCGUGUUCUGUAUUUUUAUGUAGCCUACUUUGUGUGUGUGUUUUGGGGAGAAAUGGGUCAAUAAUUUGGAAGCGCCCAUGCAGUAGCGCACAGUCCCAUACACUGCCGCGCGUUAUGGCUCUCUCUGUCAAACAUGGUUUGAAAAUACACUGAGCCUUUCACAUUUACACACUGCAAAUAUAUAGUUCACGCCGCUUCCUUCCUUCCCCCUGUGUGAUGGCGAUGGAAGUGGAAGCUGACAGCGGCAGAGGUAUAUCAAGGAGCGCUCAUGAGAAAUGCCCGCGGGCGGUGGAGCGCAACGGCUAUGUGAAAACAUGUGUCACCCCUCUGUAUCAGGACGCGGGUUGCCAGUCGUGGCUGAGACUCGCAGAAAUAUGGAGUUCCCGGAGACUGUCGUCCGCGGUGUGUGUGGGCUCUGUCUCGGUUAUUCUUGCUUUGCUGGUCAGAUUGGUUGCCUGGGACGUGGAGCAGCAGAGUUGCGGCAGUAACAGCGAGAAUAACGGCGAGUCUGGAUCUCUAGUUCAUUUCGUGGUGAGCUGUGUGGUGGAACUGUUGUUGAACGUCUGGUACCUGGUGUCCCCCGUCUUCACUCUUCUAUGUGCCUUCUUUUGGGUUGGCUUGUACCUGAUCCGCUGCGGGGUGCUGAUCCGGACCGCCGUGUUUCUGUUGGCAGUGUGUCACUUGGGCGAAGCCGCGGCGCAGUCUCUCCUGCACGGUGCGGAGGACCAGUUGCUCUCGUUCACCGCCACUGUUGUGGUUCUGUCCUGUCUAGCCGGCGGGGCGCUGAUGGUGGUCAGACUCGGACAGGGUGUUUCCGUCAUCGUCUUCAUCAGCAUCAUCAGGACUGUGUCUCUCAUCUCUCUCAACAAGGUCCGGGCCAGCUGGAGACCCUACCUGGCGUACCUGGUAGGAGUGCUGGGGGUCCUGCUAGCGAGGUAUGCUGACCGGCUCCUGACGGGCUCAGGGCCACUCGGGGCGGAUUGUAGCUACGUGACAGCGGGGAAGGAAGAUAAUAUAAUUCCGGUGUUUAAAAGGCGACGGAGGUCCAGUUCGGUGGUCUCUUCAGACAUGGCGCACAGUCACAGCAACAGCAAGUCCCACCGGCGGACCUCGCUCCCAUGCAUUCCACGAGAACAGUCGUCGGGCACCAGUGUGGUGGUGGACAUAGCGGUGAUGGGGGAAGCCCAUGGAUUGAUCUCAGACCUGCUGGCGGACCCCUCCCUGCCCCCCAACACUUGCAGUUCCCUGCGGGCUGUCAGUAACCUGCUCAGUACCCAGAUCAGUUUGCAGCCGCUGCACCGGCCUCGGAUCAGCCCUCUGCAGGCACUCAGCGACACACACACCUGCUCCGAUUCUGAGGACUGGCCAGAGAGAGAGAAAUUGGCCAUCCCAAAGCGUCUGAGACGGAGCCUGCCUCCAGGCCUGCUGAGAAGGAUCUCUACAUGGACCACCACCACCUCAGCUACAGGUCUGCCCACCAUAGAACCAGGACCUGUACGCAGAGACCGCUCUGCCAGCAUCAAACCCCUCCACGACAGUCCACCAUGCAGCAUGGUGAACAGUGAGUCGUGGAACAGCGCUGUAAUGCUCACCAUCUCUAAGAGUCGCUCCAUGUCUGCCUCCUACGCUGCUUCAGCCACCUCCAACCACCUCUACAACAGACGAAUGACCAGACCAGGUUACCCCCCCUCCAACAUAUCACCUCUGGCCUCUCCCUGCCACUCCCCUCCGGUCCAGGGGACCCCUGUCUCCAGCCCCACCACCAAGUCCUGCUCUGUGGACCUACCGGACCCUGUGGACAGCCAGGGAGAGAGGCCUAUGGCCCCCCGGGCCCCACACAGAGCUUUAACACACAGCAUCAGUGCACCUAGCUCCACCACACCGCACUGGGGGCCACCAUCGCUCUGCAGCAGCUGUGGUAGACCGUACAGCAGGCUGAGCCAUGGGGAGGGAUCUAUUGACAAAGGGGACAGAAUACCCCACCCUGAUGACCCGGCAGUGGCGUCGUCAGACUAUGAGAGCACCUACGAGACCAACCACAGUGACAGCAGUGACUUUGCACAGAACGAGGAGGACAGGGAGGGGGUCAAGAAUCCCUCGGACACCCAGGAUGGGUGCAGGUCGUACCAGCCUGAGGGCAUCGUCCUGCACCCCCUACUGCCACCUCCAGAGGACACACAGCCCAUCCUGGCCCCGGAGCCUCUGGUGAUGUCAGAGCUGGAUCCUCUGAUGACUCAACUCAACAGCUGGAACUUCCCCAUCUUCAACCUGGUGGAGAAAACACAUGGCCGCUCAGGAUGCAUCCUCAGCCAGGUUUCCUACCGCCUGUUUGAGGACACGGGACUGUUUGAGAUGUUCAAGAUUCCUGUCAGGGAGUUCAUGAACUAUUUCCAUGCUCUGGAGAAUGGAUACAGGGACAUCCCAUACCACAACAGGAUCCAUGCCACUGACGUGCUCCAUGCCGUGUGGUACCUCACCACCCAGGCCGUGCCAGGCCUGCCCAACCUCCUCACAGACCACAGCUCAGACUCUGACUCUGACAGUGGACUCCUCACCCCCAGCCAUCCCAGCCAUAUAGGCCAUACAGGGUUCCUGGUUUCUAAGAUGUCUGCAGUGAUGGAGGAGGGUUAUGGCUGUCUGUCUGGCCUCAUCCCAUCCCUGGAGCUCAUGGCUCUAUAUGUGGCUGCAGCCAUGCACGACUACGACCACCCUGGACGGACCAACGCUUUCCUUGUGGCAACUAGCGCUCCUCAGGCCGUGCUAUAUAACGACCGCUCGGUGUUAGAGAACCACCACGCUGCAUCAGCCUGGAACCUGUUCAUGUCCCGGCCAGAGUAUAACUUCCUGGGCAACCUGGAGCAUGUGGAGUUCAAACGCUUCCGCUUCCUGGUCAUCGAGGCCAUCCUCGCCACUGACCUCAAGAAACACUUUGACUUCCUGGCAGAGUUCAACGCCAAGGUGGGUGAUGACGGCUGCUCGGGCAUCGACUGGUCCAAUGAGAAUGACCGGUUGCUGGUGUGUCAGAUGUGCAUCAAACUGGCGGACAUCAAUGGCCCACUGAAACACAAGGACCUGCAUCUACAGUGGACAGAGGGCAUCGUCAAUGAGUUCUAUGAACAGGGCGAUGAGGAGUCGAGUCUGGGCCUUCCCAUCAGCCCCUUCAUGGACCGCUCUGCGCCACAGCUCGCCAAGCUCCAGGAGUCCUUCAUCACGCACAUCGUGGGUCCGCUCUGUUCCUCCUACGACUCCGCCGCCCUCAUGCCGGGGAACUGGGUCGACCCCGCCGACGCACGGAGGAAGGAGGGAGAGGAGGAAGAGGAGGUGGGGGAACGAGAGACAGAGGAAGAAGAGGAGGAUACAGCAGAGGAGGAUGCAUCGACUAGCUCUGAGAAUUCCCAGAAGAACGUGGUGAAGCUUAAGAAGAGCAGGAGGAGAGUGUUCUGUCCCAUCACUCAGCACCUACUGGACAACCACGAAAUGUGGAAGAGAGUCAUCGCUUCUGAAACCCAGGACACGCCAGAUAGAGAGGCGCCUAACUGCCACAGCAACCCCGCCGAGCCAAUCACAGCCAUCCACGAGGAGGAGGAGGAGCCAGCCAGCAAGGAGCCAAUAGAUGGCCUGGGAGAGGAGACGGAAGGGGAAGAGACGGGGCUUGCAGAGGAAGAGGAAGUGGCCAAGCAAUCAGAGACUGCAGAGAAAAGGGAGGAGGAGCUGGAGUGAGAGGAUUAUCUUUGACCCUUGAAUAUCAGGAAACUGAACAUUUAUCCAAACUCAUACCCUCUCCCAACUAGACUUUCUGACUCGUGUCAGAAAUUAAACCCUAUUCCCCAUGUAGUGCACUAGCUGGCCAAAAAUAGUGCACUAUACGGGGAUUGGGGUGUUGUUUGAGACGCAGCCCCUGAUAUUUGGUUGUCAGCAAAUCACUUAGACACAACACUGUAGAAGUUUGGAGUAACAUGUGCCUAAAGAAAACAGGGUGGGGGGAGGAGCUGAGGAUGAGGAUGAGAGAGAGGUGGGAGUUAUUGUUUUAAAAACGUAUUAUAUUGGAUCAGGUUUCCAUUUCAGAAGCCCUCUCCCUGACGAGGUACCCACACCGCAAUACGGGCCCACAGAACACUGACCCCACUGCCAGCCUCAAGACACAGCUGGCCAUACUAGUGGUCCGCAUCCACCUGUCCGCCCCCACAGAACCAAGGUGUACACAGUGGACUGUACUGAAUAGACAGUACAAGCACUAGCUCCUGAGGACAAUGAGAUGAAAGUGAGGGAAAAAGCUGUGUCUGCUGUUUGUUGGUUCUCAGGGAGCGAGGAGAGGACUGAGGACUGGGGAGAGGAGGGCCAGUGUUGAUACAGAGUGUGCUCACACCCACGCAUGCAGGCAGACACACACACACACACACACACACACUCACACACACACACAAACCCAUCAGAAGAUUUGCUAGCUACCCCAGGAAGAGGGAAUUGGAAGUCUAACAGAGAAACCUGUAGCUCUGAAAAAGCUUUAUACUCACUUGAGGAAAAAAAUCGAACACAGCACAGUGUUUCUUCACAUUCUUCAUCUCUCGCAUGUUUUCUCUCUUUCUGUCUUUCUUUCAUUCUUUCUUUCACUCACUCCACUUUUGUGUCCAUCAGACUAUUUUUCUUCUCACUGCUACACAGUUCCACAGGACUCAGGAACACAGACACACCCCACUGGGCACACACUGGUUGAAUCAAUGUUGUUUCCACUUCAUUUCAUUGAAAUUACAUUGAACCAUAGUGGAAUUGGCAUUGAAUUGACAUCUGCCCAAUGGGACACAACACAGACCCCUCAUCACAGUGUCCUUGUACCCUUUGUCGUUGUUGCUUCAACCAACACAAGUGAUUGUUCUUUCCUUUGUGUUAUUGGUUUGUGGCUUUACAUUCUUAUUUUUUAACAUCGUCUGUAAGAUUUUCACUCUGUGGCGUUUGUGUUUCGUAAAUAUGGUGUGGGACUUUAUUUGAUUGCCUUUCUUAUUUUACAUACCCUGUAUCUUGAUUAUCUGCACCUGCAAAGGGAAUCACUUUGAAUCUGAAUCACAUGGUUUCUUAUAGAGUUAUAUCUUUCUUUUAUUCAGAAGCCUAGUUAUGUAUUCCAAUGUAAGAUGCUUUUAUAAGUGCAGAAUGUCUCUCUUCAUAGCCUUGACCCAGUAGAUGAAUACAUGUACCACCUCACUAGAGAAGAAACAUUCAAAUUAGGAUUCAUCUGUGGAUGUCAAUCUGACCAUGACACUGAAAAAGAGAUUCACCUUUUUGAAAGGUUCUCUACAGCCGUCUUCAUUGAUAAACUCUUUUGUAGAACUCUCUCGUAUAACUCUUUUGAUGGUUAACUGACCUCUAGCCUGUCUUUCUGUCCUCUCUCACAAUGGGAUCUACCACCCAAUACCCUGACAGGAAGUUCAGCCAAGAGAGCCAAUGUCGAAAGUACACAGAUUCUCUUUGUCUCUUCAGCGAGCAUCAUUCCCCAUAGAGUGAGCUCUCACUCAGAUCCAGAGAACCAAGGUUACAGUCGUAACCAGGCAUUUUCUAUUUAACUCUGGGAAAUCAUAUUUUUCUCCAUCAGGCUGAAAUGAUAACAGGCCUUGGGCUCCAAUAGCUUUCAGCUAGUCAAGUGAUCAAAAAAAGUUCAUUGCAGAGUGGAUCUUGGAAAGCCUUGAAGGAGAUGUGGAGGAGCCCAGAUGUUCAACCAAGAGAACAAGGUUACAGUUAUGCUCCACAAACACUCAGAGAGACUGUGCUGCUCUAUAGAACAUGGUGAAUCAUGCAUGGGGCUGAAUGCAAAGCAAACAAAAGUAUGAAGAAAGAGAAUGCAGUAAAAAUAUCCAUGCCCAGAAAGACAGAUGUCUGCUUAGUGUGUGUUUGCUGACUCCCACAAAGAAGUUAUGUAUUUAUUAACUUUCUGAUAGUUUUAACAUUUGAACCAUAGGUCCAACUGGUUCAACCAGGAACCUGUUGAAGAAGGUCAAUAUGGUUGAACUGUAGCUACCCAAUUGUAGCUAUCUCAUGAUACUGUACCUGCAGCUAUCCCAUCUCUCCCUAUCCAUCCAGCUCCAUGACAUGACCAGUCAGAAUAGGCCUAAGCAGGUGUGUGUCCCGAAUGGCACCCUAUUCCCUACAUAGUGCACUACUUUUGACCGUAGCCCUAGGGACCCUGGUCAAAAGUAGUGCAGUAUAUGGAGAAAAGGGUGGUAUUUGGGACACAGCCCACGUGGGCUAGCCAGCCAGCCUGAGGCAGGCAACAUGGACCAGUGCUGGGCUCCACGUGGCUGUCCAUAGUUCCAUAGCCCCAUUUGAUGUCCAGAGAGAGAGACAAAUUGGUGGUGACAGAAGGAUGAGAGGGAAAGGUAGAGGAGAGGAGAGAGGGAAGAGGAGAUGAGAGAGGGAAGAGGAUAAGACGGAAUGGUAUAGGAGAAGGAAGGGGAUGAGAGAGAAAGGGAGAUGAAGAGGGGAGGAAGAGAAGCGUGUGGGGGUUUUCUGAGGUUGGUCAGAUGCCUCUUUUCUGUUCACUGAUGGUCUCUGUGAAAACGUCACUUUGAAUGAGGAGCCAAUUAAAAUGUAUGUCCGUCCGUCCGUCCGUCUGUCUGGUUCUCCUUUGAGAUUCGAUCCUUGACAGCUUGUUGUAGCCGUUAAUAUUAUCAGGAAAAAGUAUUUGUAGGAUGACAAUGUUUAAAGCAAUACUGACACUUAUUCUGUAUCUGGAGCAUUUGCGUUGUACUUUGUGAGCUGCGAAGUCAAGGGAAACCAUGUCUUAUGUAACAUUGCAACUCGAGUUUAUGUACCAAAUUCUUGAAUUUCAUCCAAAUCAUGUGCAUCUCUCUCUCUCUCUUUCUCUCUCUCUCUCUUUCUCUCUCUCUCUCUCUCUCAAACACCAACCUCUUUGUUGUGUGAUCUAUUAUGGGUCAUUAUCUAACAGUGGCAUUUAGUGUUGUAGCUGACAUAACAUCUUGUGAUGGGCUAGAGGCCAGGUGGUUGCGUGAAUCGUUAUAAUAGUUAUUGGCCCAUAUUAAACGAUACAGAGAAGAGGAAUCAGACAUUGCUAGUCAACCCCUGACCCAUACAUCUGCUGAGUCACUGCCUCAUCUGAAUAAGGCCUUUUACGAUUUCCGUGUGGCCUAGGGGAACUGAACAGUAACAGACCAAUGGAGUGAAUGCAAAAGCAAUAUUCACAGCCUAUGAUGACCUGUACACACACGCGUGUUCUGCGGUAGCAUUUGUUCAAGGGAUAUUGUGAAUGUGAUUUGGUGGCCAACAUUAAUAAGCUACUAUGGUAUGACAGCACUAUAUUGCUCUUCGUAAUAUGUAUGAAUAGUCCAUCUCUAAUUCCUUGACGUGACCACACUUCCAUCUGUUCUAGUCUGACAACACCUAACCUAAGAGAAAACCAAUGAGUUCCGUCACCAACAGGGAUUUCAGAUAGCUUUUGGAGUGGUAUAUUUCUACGUGGAUUUCUAGAAACAUCCUUUUCUCCACUGCUUGGUUUCCAUGCAGACUACCACAGGUGGAGGUGGAGGGGAGAUGGAGAGAGACAAGAGUCCGGAAUUGUACGCUAUUCCUUAAUGAGCUGUGGACAAAACAAGUGAAUAUGUAGGGAAAUAGGGCGAGGGCCAUUUCAAAUGCUGGGUCUUGGAACAACGAUUCAUCCUUUACACUUUGUCCUCUACCUCCCUCCUUCUCGUCUAUUGUUGCAUGCUAGCUUCUUUCUGUAUCUGUAAACACAGGAUUGACAUGAUCCUUGGCAACAGCACCUUGCAUCCCUGACACAUGGAUACAGAGCAGGGAGGCAGCGGGAGAGGAGAGGGAGGGACAGCAGCAGACGAGAGAGGGAUGUUGUGUGUAAUAGCGGAUAAUUGGUUUGUCUUUAAGUGACACUCGCUGUGUCUCAAAUGGCACCCUGUGUGCAUGUGUGUGUUUGUCAGCUUGACUGCAUGGUCUGACAGUCCUCUGAGUGCCUAAAGAGAGAAACCCUCCAAAUGUUUGUCCUCCAGAACAUUUCUUCCUUCUUUAUCUCUCUUUUUUUUAGCCCUCUAUUUCUUUCUUUGAUCUCUCUUAUUAUACAUGCAUGUUGCUCAAAACACACCCAGGAUUUAUAUUGUAAACUUAUGUUUCCAUUAAGUUGUUUUGAUCAGAUUUCACAUUUCUGUAAAGGUUAGUUAUGUGGGGAUUUUUUUUUGGUGGUAUAAUCGAAGGGCUGUGUGUAUUCAUAACAUGCAAAGGUCAGAUAUGUAACUGGUAUGUGAUGGAGAUAAUACAGUAUGUGUCUCGGUUAUGUGUGUGUGAGAACACGGUUAUUCAUGUGACCACCAAUCAGAUGAGAGGUUAGCUCUGUUUACUCCGAUUCCAUCUGUCUGUGCUGGGGGGAGCUCAUACACGCAUACGCGCAUACACACACACACAUGCGCACACACACACACACACACACCAACUGUAGACUGCCUCGUGCAAUUACAAAGUCAUGUGCAAUUGUCUAGAAGAGCUCACUUGCACGCAAUUCCUAAGUGAGUCUAAUACAUCUUAUUCAGAACAGAACCUUAGACUAAGAAUAACAUCUUGGCAUUUAGUAAUUGACAAGGACAUGAUAGUGGUCACAUGCUAUUGUUGGCACAUUUCUUUCAGAGUACUACUAUUCCCAUUAUUCCACCCUAUCAGUGGGCAGCACCAACUCUACAAUAGGAACCAAACAUGGGCAAUUGGGCAUUGAAAGCACUGAGCUCCUGUGGUUUAAACAACAACAGACACAGUUUGAAGCCCAACAUCCUUCCUCAGACUUUGCUUCAUGUUUUAACUCUGUCCUGUGUGAUGUUUUUUCAGGCUAUUGCCAGGUUAAUGUAGUCCUGUCGGUGCCAUUCAUUCUGUCUGUGUCCUAAAUGGCUCCCUAUUGACCAGGGCCCAUAUGUCUUUGGUCAAAAGUAGUGCACUAUACAGUAUAGGGAAUAGGGUGCCAUUUGGAAGGAACAAUAUGUCUCUCUCUUUGUGGGCAUAUGUCUGAUUACCAUAAUCAUCAUCGGCUCACAUAUUAGCCACAACGAGAACCAAACGAGCUUUACACCUUCUUAAAAGAGACUUGUUUUCUAUAUUUGUCUAUAGCCGGCACUUCACAAACGGAAUAAUUAUUACUGUCUCUUCUCUCUUGUAUCUUGCACUUAACACAUGUAGCAAUACCUGUAGGAUGGGGAAAACAGACGUGUGAUUCACCAGUAUUUGUGAAGUAUUUCAUUUUAUUACUGGUUUAUUGUUCCAUUUUGUACAAAAUAUAUGCUGUACAGAUAUAACAAAUUAAAACGACAACAAAAGUCUUUUAGAUAAACUUUAUUUAUUUUUACUGUUUUUGUAAUUUAGACAUUAUACUGUAGCUCCUUUUUGGCCAGAAUUACUGAAAGUGCCUCUUGGUAUAAUGUAUUACAAAGUAAAUAUACAGUAUAUUGAGAUAAUUAGAAACUGUCACUAGCUGAACAAUGUGGAUGUUGUAAUGUGAAUACUGAAUAACAUGAGUUAAAUGCUG